Drosophila ananassae is the source of this 1388-nucleotide messenger RNA. Its product is annotated as peptidyl-prolyl cis-trans isomerase. NCBI's taxonomy places the organism in Eukaryota, Metazoa, Arthropoda, Insecta, Diptera, Drosophilidae. Gene Ontology annotation, cellular component: intracellular membrane-bounded organelle. The coding region runs from base 239 to 958 and encodes 239 amino acids. The record is from RefSeq and is a predicted model, not a curated record. The transcript is spliced from 2 exons. Gene Ontology annotation, molecular function: peptidyl-prolyl cis-trans isomerase activity. Gene Ontology annotation, biological process: protein folding; protein peptidyl-prolyl isomerization.
AAAAUUAUACCAUGAUUUUUUACUCAUUGUACAAAAUUCAAAACAAGAUAUACACAUGAAAACAUAAAAAAAAAUAAUAAAAAUUCUCUGUUAAAACUCGUUAAAAUUUAAAUACUAUUAAGACUUAUAUAAAAAAAUUAAAUGAAACCCAGAAUUUUUUACCAAACUAAGAGGUGAUUUUUUCAUAAAUUAUAUAAGAGCCGUGACUGGAAAUGAAACGAAACGGUUACCACCAUGUAUGCUGCAUGUAGUAUUGUACACGCGGUCAUACACGAUGGUAUUUUUUGGUGCAACUCUGCUCCGGCACUUUAGGCACAAGUCGGCAGCGGCACUUCACAUUGCGGAGUCCGCCAUUUUAACUAAAAAAUCUUUAACCCUAGCUCGUUCGGCAAGAGGUGUGAACAGAGGUCAUUUGCAACUUGGAAUUCAAUUUGUUCGCGAAUAUUCGAAAGCGUCGAAGAUGAGUACUUUGCCUAAAGUAUUUUUUGAUAUGACCGCCGAUGGCGAGCCCCUCGGCAGGAUUAUCAUGGAGCUUCGCUCCGAUGUCGUUCCAAAAACUGCUGAAAACUUCCGCGCCCUGUGCACUGGCGAGAAGGGUUUUGGUUAUAAAGGUUCCAUAUUUCAUCGUGUCAUCCCGAACUUCAUGUGCCAGGGCGGCGACUUCACCAAUCAUAACGGUACUGGAGGCAAGUCCAUCUACGGCAACAAGUUCCCCGAUGAGAACUUCCAGUUAAAGCAUACCGGUUCUGGCAUCCUGUCAAUGGCUAAUGCCGGCGCCAACACCAACGGAUCCCAAUUUUUCAUUUGCACUGUAAAGACCGCUUGGUUAGACAACAAGCACGUCGUUUUCGGCGAGGUCGUCGAAGGUUUGGACGUUGUCAAAAAGAUUGAGUCGUACGGCUCCCAGUCUGGAAAGACCUCUAAGAAGAUUAUGGUGGCUAACAGUGGUUCUCUUUAAGAUGAAUAUCCAUUCAAAGCAUCAUGAAUGAUAAAAAUCUGAUAAGACGAAAACUAUUUGCAUUUUCUUAAACAAUUUUUUUUUUUUUGAACAAAUUACUGUAAUAUGAAAUACAAUAUAACAAUAUUUUCAAUGCACAUGUUUAAAUAUACCAAUCGGUUACUGGCCAAAAAUAAAUUGUAUGCUGGGGCCAACAUUUUAUCAAAUGUAAAUUGUCUGAAAAACUUUCGAUCCCGUAGGUCGAAGUAAGUGGCAGCCCCACAAGUUCUAAAUGAGCGUAGUUCACAUUUUUUUUCUUUACGUUUCUAUUGAGUUUAUAAACCUUGUCGCCUUGGCGGAAAGGUAUAGCAAUAUAUUUUCGUUCCAAUAAAGGAUACACGUUUUAAAACGUAAGUUACAGACUUGCAACGUGUUGUAUCACAUACUGAUA